UAGAAAUUUAGAAAUCUUACAAAACCUUCCCAGAUUACCACAUUUUCCCUAAGUAACUCAAAUUUCCUCCCAACUAAAAGUGAACAAAAAUCAAAAAAACAUCAGAAAAUUUCAAAAACAAAAAAUUACUAAAGGUCUUGACAGAAAAUUGUUCGACUCACAAUAUUCCCAGUACCAAAAAAAAAAUUGGGUUUUUCACUAGUAACCUGAUCGAUUGUCGAGAACCUUUCUUUGGUUAACGCUCGCACUCGACCGCCUCGAAGACAUCGACGACGUCUUGUUUAUCCCUGAAAGUUCAUGGAUUUCGUUCACCGUCUCUCUCGUUCCUUUCGAUUCUCUGUCUUCCUUAUCGACGCCUGCCCGAGACUGGUAAUUAAUCGAGGAAAGUGAAUAUGAUAUCGGCACGGCUUUGAACCGCUGCAUCCUGCCAGAGGCUGGCACGAGUCAGGUACCUGUAUCCUGUUAGCUCUCUACCUUCAACUAGGACUCCCGUUCUAUCCGCCACAGGUGAUUGUUUUUUUUUUUAUUUCCCACCUGCUGACUCGUGUGGUUAAUUAAACUGUAAUUUGUUAUUCACUGUCUCGAGAUCCUGUUGGUUUCUUUACUUUCCCUUUUUCUUGAACUUUUUUUGUUGGCUGCGGUUGAUAUCGAACUUGUUUCAGUUUUUUUAUUCUUGAAUGUAAUUAUGGGCCGUUAAAAUUGAAUAAAGUGUUCAUUUUGUUGGAAAUGUGAAAAUAUUCUUGCAGAAGAUGAGUUGGUAGAAAUAUGAGUGUUUGUGUAUUCAUGAAUACAUCAACUCGCAUUCUCCUGGUGCUCUUCGUAGCUUAUGUCACGGUCUUCGUGCUCGCUGCAGGAAAUAUGCCUUUCGAUCGAGCCAUAGGUGUUUGCAUCAGAAACUGUGCCCAGUGCAAGAAAAUGUUCGGACCGUACUUCCUGGGCCAAAAGUGUGCCGAUUCCUGCGUGAAGUACAAAGGAAAGCUCAUCCCCGACUGCGAGGAUGAGGUUUCGAUCCAACCAUUCCUCCAGGCUCUCGAUAGUGACUAUUGAAACUCAAACAAAAAGUUCCUGACCACUUAUUCGCGUCCAAUGUAUACUUAACACCCGACUAAAGUAUAUAUCGCUCGAAACGCUGAUCGACGCCGUUUACGUUUAAACUAAUUUUCGUCUCGAUGCCGCGAGACGUUAGUUUUUAUUUCCGAGACGUAAACUGCCGAUAUUAAUCGAAAUAUCUUCUUUGAUCUCAUUACAAAUGCUACUUAUAGUUUGUUUCAAGUGUUGAAUAUUAUACGAUAAAUAGCGAGUGGAUAUUUAUUUUAGUAUAUAAUCUGCUUUCCGAACUUUGUAUCAAAUACUCGAAGUCAGUGUUUCCACAUUCUUGAAUUAGUGACAUGUUUUAAAAUUAAUUACAUUUUCAAGACAUAACUGUUAGAAAAAAUUUAGCAGACGAAAGCAGAUGAAAUUUAGCAAAUUUACGAAAUGAAAAAUAUACAUAUAUAUAUAUUUUGU
Messenger RNA from Megachile rotundata (alfalfa leafcutting bee), 1506 nucleotides. RefSeq names its product Eclosion hormone (gene Eh). Lineage: Eukaryota; Metazoa; Arthropoda; Insecta; Hymenoptera; Megachilidae. Gene Ontology annotation, molecular function: ecdysis-triggering hormone activity. Gene Ontology annotation, biological process: ecdysis, chitin-based cuticle; neuropeptide signaling pathway. The record is from RefSeq and is a predicted model, not a curated record.